Messenger RNA from Mangifera indica (mango), 820 nucleotides. RefSeq names its product protein PHLOEM PROTEIN 2-LIKE A9-like. Bases 140 to 601 code for a protein of 153 amino acids. The transcript is spliced from 3 exons. The record is from RefSeq and is a predicted model, not a curated record. Lineage: Eukaryota; Viridiplantae; Streptophyta; Magnoliopsida; Sapindales; Anacardiaceae.
UUUUCUUUCAUCUUGUGUUUUCUCUUUAUUUCUUGUUUUCUUCAAAUAUAAAUAGCCUACACAGCCGACUCAGACAAAAACAAGACCAUCGAUCAUCACUUUCUUCACGGGCAAUUCGAUAUUUUGAUUGCCUUGGAACAUGGCUGGAGGGAAUGACCAGGUUGAAGUCAAACCCAAAAACCUUAACAUUGUAUGGAGUGAAGACAAGCGCUACUGGAAGCGAGAUGAUGAAACGGCUGAGCUACUACAAGUGUGUUGGCUUGAAGUAACUGGUUCGGCGAAGGUCAGGCCAGGAAAUAGGUAUAAAAUAUCGUUUGAGGUUUCGCUUAAAGACGACGCAUUCGGGUGGAGUGGGUGUCCAGUUUCGGUGAUGGCAAAGAUUGGGAAGAAGGGAAGAUAUAGCUGGAAAAGAGUGAAGCUUCCUGAUCAAUUAAGUGCAGGGAAUGGUCGCUUCUCAAUUCCUGAUGAAGAUUUUACCAUGGAUGUUCCACCGAAUGGUAAUGUAGCCCAGGAAGAACUUUAUUUCGGUCUUUAUGAAAUUUGGAGUGGAAAAUGGAAGGGAGGACUGAUUAUUCAUAAGGUAAUCAUCACACCAGUUUAGUACUAUUUACUUCAUUGGUUGGAUGUAAUUUUAAAAUGUAAUGUCGGCUGCAAUGUAGCUUAAUAAUGUUUGGGAGACAAACAACCAGAAUAUAUAAGAAAUAAGUGGCCUUAAUUAAGUUGCAUAAUCUUGUUAUUCGCAGUUGAUCAUAAUCAACUUAAAAUAUUGUAAUUGUUGGGAUUUAAAUCCAACACCCUAUAUAUAAAUGAAAUUGAUACA